AUGAACUGUGACCAAUAUGCUUCUGGUGCUUUCCGCGAGUUGGCCAUGGCAUUAGGCAUAAGGAACUGCCCUAGAAAUUAACACACCAUGCAUAUACGGGGAACUGAAAAGAAGCACAAAACCAAUUCUAAGAUAGAGUAGCAGUUUUAUUAGUAUUUGCAAGACGCACUGGAAAAUAGCAAAAAGCCAAAGCCGCAGUACUGAUACAGACGAUUACUCACUGAGUUAUGUAUAAAAGAGCAUCCUUGUCAACUGUUUUUUGCUAUUUUUAGUUUCUAGUGGCCCAUUUUGAUCACGCUGGCUUUGUUUUGUCUUUCUUAUUUGUCCUAUCGUUUUUUGAACUUUGCUGACCAUAACGAAAGACAUCUCUGCACCAACGCGGGGUGCAAAAAUUGAAAAGGUUUUAUUUUCAUCAGACAAAUUGAUUACAAUAGAAGCCUCGUUUGGCAGGAGUAACAUCUAGCAGGGUCUAUGGUUUUUUCACUUAUGAUCACGUAUGAAGACUAUUUAAUUUAUGGGAAUCUAAUUUAAACAAGAAGCUGCGCAAAGACAUGUCUCGAAUCAUCGAUCUCAUUACAACACUGAAAUUGGCAACAGACCGGAGUAAAAUCUACCCUGAAGAUUUAUGAUCCUGGCACUGUUUUACAUGGUCUUGCUUGAAUUUGGUUAACUCAAAAGAGGUAUGAUUUUAGUUAUGAAACUGCAUAUUGAUUCUUUUUUUGCAAGUGCUCCGAAAACAAACAGCGCCAGAAGCUCCUGGGCUCGUGGUGGUGGGAGGAGGGAGAGACGUUGAGCCUUACCGAACACAAUCCGAGACUAGGCUAUACUGUAAAAAUGAAGCUCAACUUAAGUGUGAUGUCCAAAGUUGAUAAUGUUUUCUUCGUUCUUGUGAUGAAACCCUUACUUCUUGGUAUUUUUUAAAACCUUAAUAACAAGGAAUCGAUCGGUUUUUUUCCCUAUGAUUUAUUUAGCCUAAGGGAAUUUUAGUCUGGGUAUGAAACUAAUAACUCUGGAAGCGCUGUCUUCGAUUAGUUUGACUUGUGUUGCUUGCUUAAUUUUCAUGGGAAGUAUGAAGAGUCAGCAAUGCUCGGGUCGGAGAAUGUGGUAAUCAAGUUAUUUCACCAAAACUCCUGGAGAGGUAGCGACAAGGGCUGGUACUGCGGAGUAUAUGGGAAACAUAGCCGACUCUUGUUUUUUAAGUCGCAAAAAUGUAAAUUCCUUGAAAUCGUUGACUGUAUGUUGCACAUGCUAUUUGCAUUUAUUGCACGGGGUAUUGAUCGUGAAUUGCAGUGACCGAGACUAAAUCUCUUAGUAUUGUCCCUGAUCGAGCUGUAACUUAUCCUUACACUGAUUAGAUGAGUUCCUCUUUUACCUAGUAAACAUCAUAAACGUAUUGCGUUUACAGUUCUGUUGCUCAGUGCCUGUAAAGAGUAAACAAUGUCCGCAAGGCGUGAUCGAACAAUUUCAAAAGAAGUGAAUGCCACUGUUAUUAAAAAAGACUUAAGGUCAGCUGGAAUGUGUUUAGCAGAGCGGUUGGUGUUGAAAAUAACUAGAUCUAUCAGUCUGGGCAAGUACUACACCAUUUCGGUAGUUUACCAUUCUAGGGUUUGCUUGAUUCUUAGUUUUAAACAGUUGACUAUACUACUGAAUUUACUACUGCUAUGACUUUAGGUAGAAUUCUUUUUUCACGUUACUAAAGUCCUUCUAACAUUGGGCCAAAUUUUGAUUAAUUUGGUUGUGCAGAAUUUUUUUUUUUGCAGUUUAAUGUCGCUUUUUCAAAAUACUCGGCUACCUUUUAAGUAGAAUCAAAACUCAACAAAUCCCGCAAGGCAUCUGAAAAAAAGAAUUCCUAAAAUUAAAGUAAACAGCUCAUGAGGUAUAAGAACACUGGCAGAUUUAAUCGGAAUGGUCACUCAUUUUUCAAUGGAACGAGAUUCACCAAAUGCUUUUAAUAUCUGACUUUAAUAGUGUGUGAAAAGGUAAAACUGGAAUUCCAUCACUAAAUAUACAGUCUAAACAGCAUGGAGUCUUUGAUAGCUACUUGAAAUAUUAUUUAAAAAUCAGUAAGUGGUAGCUGUUAUCAUGUACUUGUUACAUACAAGACAUUUUAUCACCCCUAUUAUCAUCAUCAUUCUUACUACUAACACUGUUGUAUCAUAACAUAUUAUAACGCAAAAAAGUGCAGCACAGAAACUACGCUUAAUGGCGUUUUUAUCAAAAUGGCAAAAAAAAUCAGGAGGUGCUUUAUAAAUUCAAAUUAUAGGUCGAAUUACACUGAAUCCUUGAAAAGUUGCUGUGUUAUUGUCCCCACCACACCCUAAAAAAUUCAAGUUUCCAAGUAUUCAUUCAUUCAUAUAAUCCGGCAACCAAAAUAAGGACAGGGUAUAUAGUGCAUUACUUGUUCAUAUUACAUGUCGCGGUUCAAUUUUAUCUCUGCCUUGGUUUAAAUUGCCUUUUAUGUGUUUUAAACUUUCUAUUAUAGAUUAGCGCGUUCGUAGAAACUGGGUCCAAGAAAGCAAGCGCGCUAACAAAAAAUAUUGCUUUCUUAAAACAGAAGACUAUUAAACAGGGUCUCGGUUUCGCCGGACUGACCGGGGCAUUCACAUGCUACGAAGGCUGUAAAAGUAUUAAGAAGCAAACGACGUAAUUUUUGCUAAAAAAUUUGAGUUAACGUACGUAGCCCCUUGAGAUCGAUGAUAUGGUAAUUUUUUCAUAGUAUAUUGACUGAAUUGCUGAAUUCUUUGUAAUAUCAUGAUGCGUUAAAAAUAUCCGAUGAUCGCUUAUGUAAAAUAAAAAUGAUCGGCGAAAUUCGUCAAAAUUUUACCGAGGCGAGUGCCUCGGUUGGCCUCAUACUAGCUACGGCGCUGCCUUGUACGUUGUUAUUUACGGUCUUGAUCGUGCGGUAUCAUAUCAAGUCACGAAAAGUGCAUCAUGUCUCCUAGCCCUGAUUCUUGAAAACACUACCGACCGCCGGGAAAAAAAUAAGAGAAUUUUGAAACAACAAACACCUCUUUGCGUCUUGACAAACCCUAGUCGGUGUUAUAUAGUGAAUAAUUGCAUUGCACGUUUUUGUAGUAACAAAAUUAGCAUGAUGUGUACCCAUUUGUGGCUGACUGUUUACACCACGUCUUCUGCUGAAAGUUAAAGACAAUAUUUGUGUCGCAGAAGUCACUGUAAUUCAAUAGAUUUUUUUCUGGUCUGUCUCCUCACAUCUAAAUUGACCGUUCUGAAUUCAUUAAUACAGUGCCUCUGCCGGGAUUUAUUGAAGCAAGGAGUUACAAAUGUCGUUGCGCCAUUUUUAAUUAAGGGUGGCUAAAAUUUGUUAAUAAUCACCGUCAGAUGAUUUGUAUAUCGACUUAGCGAAUGCUCCAGUUAUAAUUUUCCCGUGAUAAUUUUCAACAACCUUCACGACCUUCAACGCGGUAGUGGAAGAUCAUUUACACUGAGACAAGAAGACUGUUCAAUAUUGAAGGUUAGAUGUUAUCUUUUAUUCGAGUUAAUUCAUUCAACCGCAAAAAAUCUUAAAUCUCAUCGUCGGAAAGAAAAAAAAUGAAAACCGAAUUGUUCUUUUUUAAAGUACUGCCCAAGAGCUUUCAUCUGAAUGGACACGAGCCUUAGGAUAUUGUCCGCAGUCGCCAAAGUUAGAAGACAAUUGCAUGUUUUCUUUAUCGAGAUUACCAGUUAUCAAAACAGCGAAUGUUUUAUUGGCACUUUGAAAAUGUACUUGUUAAGGACUAUAACCAGCUCACUAAAUGCACUUUCGGGGUACUUAAAUUGUACUUCUAAGCGUGAGAUUAGAGGUGAGACUUAGUUGGACACGAAAGUACCUCACGCAAGUUUUAUCGAUGCCUCAGAUUGUUGACGUUUUUUUGCUCAGCCCACUGCCUCGUUAGCAGCUGAGCAAAUUAUGAGUCGGUCAAGGGUAGCGUUUUGGUUAAAGAAAGACACAAAAGUCAAAGAACACGAGGAAAAAAUAGAGAUGUAAGGAAAAAGAGAAAGCAAACAAGACAGAAAAUAAAAGACAAAGCCUGAAAGAGAAGAAAGAUUAAAGCAACAGAGAACAUACGUUUUUUUUUUCUAGAAAAAGGUCAGCUCAAAGUUCUAAAUUUUCAAUCUAGAAAAAUCAUGCUACACCACAGAAUAAUUUAUCACGCAAAACGAAAAUAAAUCAAUGCAGUAUUUAUUUAGAGACAUUACAAAGCAAAGAGAAAAAUCCGGAUUUAAUAAAAUAUGUAUUUAAAUUUUAUACUCUUGCCGCCAUUUCCGAAUUUCGUUUAGUGUCGUUUUUGUAAACUUCGGAAGUACUCGGGAGACAUGGAUUGCAGACUAUGUAUAGUCAGUGUUAGUCAAACCAUUUGUAACUGCGUUGGCCUCAUUUCUUGUUAAGUGUUUUACAAAAUCCCUUUAAACAGUAUUGGCUUCAAUCAAGAUGUAAAAUAAUGUAAUCAGCUAAAAAUGGUUCGUUUUUCUGACUAAUAGUUUAUUAUUAAAUAAUCUUUAUUUGAUCCACUUAUAAAGACCUUUGCCCCCAAAGAGGACCCAAAAUCAGUCAACGCUGAAAAGGCAUACAGGAAACGAAUCAAAAACAAAAAAGUAAACAAACAUAAUAAGAAACCAACAAAAUAAUUAGUUUUCGUUCGUUUAAAAUGCCUCUCGCCUACCUAAACAAAAUUACUUUUGAAUGGCACUACUGAUAAUUUGCCGUGCGGCCAACUCUCUCUUUGCCAACUGGCGCUCAAGGUUUUCAUUGUACACGGUGCUGAGAACUAUGCCAAAAAAUGCAGCAAACUCAUCCCAUCUUUGGUUACUUUCUGCGGAAUUAUUAAUUAGAAAGAAGCGAAUAAGAUACUAUAAGAUGGACAGCUGGGAAUAUUUCAUUAUAAUUAACAUCAUGCUUUUUCAAACAUUAGACAGCUGCAAGCCAACGGCGUCAGCUUAAUUUUUUUUAAUAAUUAUCAGGCGAAAAAAGCUCUAAUUGAGCUUUGAUGAGUGUUUGCACAUGACGUUCCUAAUUCAUUAAAAUUUUGCUCAUGGAAACUGAAAACGUUUUAGUUUAUCUUUAAGUCCACAAACAUGUAAAUGACAACGACAAUCUGUAAAGUUUAACGUUAACCCAAUAAGAAAUUCGAAAAUUGACAAUUAUUUAGGCGUAAUAAUGAUCGAAUAUUGUAGAUAUACACCUGUUGUGUGUGCUAUAAUUUCGUCAGUGAUAGCUUGCUGGAAUAUUGCAAGGCGUGCGGACAAUUUUCGUUAUUUUUUUUUAGUGUGUUUUUGGGCAUUUAUGUGACCCAGCAGUGAUCGUUCUUGCUUCACGUUAACUUACGGGUGCUUUUCAAAAGUCAGAACUGGCUGGUCAGACCGGUCAUUUUGAAAAUGAAAUUUUAGUCUUUUCUCGAAAUUUUUACUUACACCCCUCACAGCCAUGCAUACCACUUAAGAAUAAACUGAUGUGGCUGGAUAAUCGUGAUUAAUAGUGGAAUUCUCUUUCCGAUUGGACUGGUGUGGCCUGCAAAUUUUAACUAGGCAUAAUUUCAACAGACUAAAUUACUGCUAAGAAAAGGAUCUCUCAAAAGAAAUUGAAAGAGUAAGUACAUAUUUUGUAAUUUCUGCUCCACCUCUGACUGCAAAUAAUUUUGACGCAGGAUUGCUAACUACUGCGUGUCUUCGUUGACCAGUAACUACUUCGAUGUGAUUGGAGAACGAUUUUAACAGUGUUAGAAAUAAAUCUUGAUUUCUGCAAAAGAUAAUUACGAACACGAUCAUAAUACGGCGGUCAUUAUUAACUUGUCAAAAAACUAUUCAGUGUACAUAAUGUCGUCAUUGCCAUUUUCUAAAGGCAUCAGGCGGUUCCACCAAUAAGAUCGGAAAAACACAUUGUUCUGAGAAAUACGACAGCUGCAUUUCAGUUAAUUAGAAAGAUAGCAUUUGAUCAGCUGUGAAUUUAACUCAAGCUCAAGUAAACAGUUCGCGCGAAAAAUUUUAAGUUUGUGCCAAUAUUUACGUUGAUUAUUUUGGAAGAGCAUUUUGUACACUACGUUAGGCUUAAUCUGUUGCUCUUUAGUAAAAGCUGCUGAUGGCUCAGCUAGGAGACCACUUCAGAAAAGUGGCUACAGCACAACAAAUGGUAUCGGGGAACGCAUCCCAUUGGAUACACGGUAAAUUAUGGUCACUGAGUUAUGUUCCACUUGCUUUUCCAAGAAGUUUCGUCUUGUUUUGUCGAAAAUAUUGAGUGCCGUUUUGCCAGCAGUCAAUGGCCGACUUUUACUUUCUACUAUAUAAGUCCAAAGGGGGGUUUCCAAGAGUUUGCAUUACAGAGCCGGUUGUCGACAGUCGUGGAAAGUUUGGCUUCUUCUCAAAAAUGUUACUGUCUUUGGAAACAUAAGUUGUUAAGAAGAAUUUCAUACUCAGUUCAAGGUAGCCUGUUAACCGAAAUAUUUCAGCGUUAUUACAGUCGAAUUCAAGAGGUGUACCGAGCAGUGAAUAAGUUUAAGCAAAAGAGAAAUUUACUUCACGCUGUUAUUAAAACUCCAGACCUCUUUUCUAUCAGUAUAAGCAUAGCAGGGAGUGGUGUAUAAGAAAGGAUUUUCUGUCUCGCGCGAUAUCGGAGUUACGCCAACGGUUCUUUGUACUCUGGUUCUAGAGCGCUCCGGUUCAAACCAUAUAAAAGAAAGUACUUUGAAGCCGUAAAGCCAAUGUAAAUUCAUUUUUCUUAGUUAGCUAAAGGCGAACUCAAAACAACUUCAAGUUGGUUUCUUUAACCUUAAGGCUCAAAUUUGUUUCCAGUCUAUAAAUUUUAAUCCGCAUUGUUUAGUUAUAUUUUCUCUGUCUACUGGAUUGUUGCUUGUGCUUGUACACGGAAUUUAACGAUGUUUACGGAAAAUAAAAUAAACUGAACCUUGUUAAGGACAACCGAGAUCCAAGAACAAUUUUUAUUUAUACCCUAGUGUAUUUGUUUUUCGCACCUUAGUGUAUUAUUUUUUCGCUGCUCUUUCCUGUUUGUAGGUCUUACUUUAAAAUAUAUAACUGUAAGCUUCAGUUUACAUGUGCAUUGAAAUUCACGCUACUUACUAUUUUUGGUAUGUGUUUUUUUUGCGAUCUAUUUCGUAUUGAAGUAAGAUAUAUACUUCAUGGAAAGAAGUGUGCGCAUGGGUACGCUAUUUACGCGCGAGUUGUUGACCUGUCCGAAAUCGAACGAGUGAUCGCAGGGAACGAGUAAGAUUUCUGAUACAAAAAGAACGCACCGACCGUGCCGAAAGCACUUUGCAUGUGGUUUUGUCUGUCACCUUUUUAUCUUAAUUAUUUCCAAGGUGCAAAAAAUACUAAAAACAACUGCCGCCAAACAUCGUGAAACGAAAUAAAAGAAAACGACGUCGCCUUUCAGAUCAAAAACUAUAGUAGACAUUAUAACGAGGGUAAGGACGAUAGGAGGUUCAAGGAAUUACAAGUAGUCCUAAGGUAAUAAAAAAAACCAUUGCCUGCGUAAAAUGAAUGAAUUUGGGUAUAAUGGCUGGUUUGACUUAAUAGCUAUAUAAACAGAGGCCAGCUACAAGUAAAGCUCACUUUCCGCCCUUCUACUGUUGUUUUGCAAGCUCUGUACAAUGAUUCUCUUCAGUGCCAAUGAAAUAUACAAGUCAUUCUAUUACAAUUUCCGGACUAAUUGUUCACUUUUUUGCGAGAAAAUCUCUCCGUUAUGGACUCAAGAAAUUUUCUCGUCGAAUGACUGCGAAGCAAGGAAGCUGCAAGCACCUGAAAAGGUGCGGGAACCUUGGCGCAAAACUCAUGCUCCGCAAGUGAAAAAAAAUCGUUCGCGAUUCUGAUUUGACCUAUCAUUUUCUUCACGUGUAAAAAACAUCGUUUGCUUGUCAUGAUAACUGAAAAACACAUGUUCUCUUCAAAACCUGCCAAAAAAAAGUUCACCCUUGCUAUGGUCACGUGAUAAAGCUGGCCUUUUGCAGCACAAAUACGUUACAUAUGAGAUAGUUUAUUACUUCAUUGGUGGUUACAUAAUAAAUAGAAAAUUGCAAGGCUGCUUGGAGACGUGAAAUAGCUGAAAAAUAUUUCACUCUUCGCUGCGCUCACUCGUGAGAUCUUUUUCAACAAGAGAAGAGAAAAAUUUUGUAUCUUUAACCGACCAUGUAAUAUCCUCUUUAUAUUCCCGUGUUCAUGCAAAUGCAAGCCUUAUUCCAUAUUGAAAAAUGAAAGAAACUGUAUUUUUAUAUAGCUAGCUUAUUGACUUUCAUAUUCUUCUACAGGUGGUAGCCAAGUGACUCCAAGAAUGCAUCAGUUUCACACCUACCCAGCUACAAUGGGACAGAUGACGUGCCACCCAUUGCCAUUCAAUAAUAACCAAUCAGCGUUCACAAAACCUCAAACUUACGCACCUGCUUCAUGCUUGCCCACCUUCUGUCCCGAAAGAAGAGUCCUGGAUGAUUUCCGUCAUACGUAUUUUCCUGGUACAUCGGUAAGAGACUACAAUUGGCCUGUUAGACAAACGUUCUGUGCGCCACUGGAAACAGGCAACGCUGUCCAUUACCAACAAGGAAACCAUUACCACCGUCCCGCUUGUCACGUGAACUUUUACAACUGUUGUACCCGCGUCUGGCGCUCUGUGGAUCAUUAUUACUCUCCACAAAAGAGGCCCCGAAUGGUUGAAGAUAAUUUGCCGAAAAGUACAGAGGGUUCGACUGACAUCUCUGGGAAAAAAGAAACAGCUGCACGGAAACCCCUUCCCUCCCCUCCCCCUCUUAUAAGAACAUGCAUCAAACAGAAAGAGUCAAAACAACUGCAUUUGAAAAAGCUUGUUGGAAGGAAAACAUACGAAAAGGAUGUGUUAACCGAAGAACAUGUAUCCAAAAACAGAGAGCCUACUUCUAAGAUACAAGUUCCUGUAGUCGACUGCUCCAUGGCACAUCGCAAAAUAUCCAACGGCGGUUACAGGAGUGAGUUUAUGAAAAAGUUUUCAGAUGAAAGAAACGCGGAUAUUGAGCAACGCAAUCAAAAUUUUAUCGGGCCGGAUGAAUUUGAAACUGAACCAAGAAAUGGCAGCCUAAAUGCUAAAUGGACAUCACUGAACGACACACAAAAAAGCUGUAAGUCAACGCCAGGGGUCGAGAAGAAGCUUUGUAGUAACAGACAAGUGGAAAAACAAGUAGAGCAACAAUUACCGCUACAACAUACCGUUGAACGCUUUCACUUGGCCACAGGAGAAAAUGCGCAGCGGUUGGGUCAGACAACAGGGCUUAGGAAAGAGAAACAACGCAGUGUUAUCGUACAGAAUGAUAACUACAAAGUUAAUAAACGUAGACAUUCACAUUAUGAGAGUAUGCCCCAGGAAGGCCAAAUUAUGCCACAAGAAGGACUAAAGAGGAGCCGAUCCUUUCCUAUAACUGAGCGACGAGAUACAUGCUGCGACAACGGUGAUGAUUUCUACGAAACAAAACCGAAAGAUCAUAAUGCAGAGUAUAGAGUGCCUUUGUUUAAGGAUUGUUGUGAAAGGAAAACAAUGGUUCCUAAGCGUUUAAUUCAGAAUGGCCAGCAAAGGCAUUUGUCAAAUGGUACAGUUCACCCGCAACUGAAGUUCUAUCCGCAACCUAAUACAAAUCUCGAAAGGCACAGAUCAAAGUCAUUCGAUGCUCCAAAAAUUCAGACUUCCACGUCACAGUCUUUGUGUCAAAAUCUCCAACCGGAAAAUUUUUCUUACAGAACAAAAAAGCAAAGCGAAGUGCUUUGCGAGCCAGUUUUGAGGGACAAAUCAGUAGAGCAUGGUCAUGUUGACUUAUGCAGCCCUACGAUUAGUGGGCGAUAUGGACACGAACACGAAGCAAAGGUGAACUUUGUCUCAUCAAACGAAAAAGGGCCAGGGCCAAAAUCAGGACAUUGGGAACCCGUAUCUUACAAGAAUUCAAGUGAAAGCUUAAUCGGGUUAGCCUCAACUCGCAAGGAAAUUCGUCAACAAACGUUGAUAGAUCAGUCACAAGUAACCAUGAAAAUUGAGAGGAUACCUCAACAACAGCCAAAUAUCAGCAAGAGGGGAUGCAAUAGUGACAGUAGCAUGCUGCAUUUUCAGGAAAACCAGCCGUUGUCAUGUGAUAAUACAGGAUACAUACCCAAGUAUCUAGAUGCAAAUCAGACAGGUGUAUUGACGCAUCGUGACCUGUCACGUGACCAGGGCAAAAAAUCGCCGCAUGUGACUAACAACCAGGUUACCGUUGGUGGAAAGGUUCGUCAGUUUGGAAAUGUAACGAGUUCAGUGUCACCCAAUGGUCCUCAAAUCAUAGGGCCUAUUAGUUUGAGUGAACUGCAGAAGCGGAGGACUGCAUUAUCGCAAAGUCAUGUCAGCUUUAACAACACCAGACCAAACAUGAGCCGCAUUUUGAAUAAUAAAACAGCGGUUAACGAUCAAAAAUCACAUGAUCAAGAAGCCGUGGAAGAACCAAAACUUCACAGGAAAGACAUUAGCUCAGCUAGUCUUCAACAAACUGCCCUUAACUUUCCCGAAAUUGAGCAUCAAAAUCACGAAGUGAAAAUAUCAGUUGUCUCAAAUGAUUAUUCAAACAGUGUUAAUAGCCAAAGUUUGAAAGAUGAGCCAGCCGAGCAGCCAAUGUCUCAAUCACGGACCCUUCCACCCCUCCCUUCUGGUAAAGACUUGGACAAAAUCGACUCAGGGUGUGGUGGCUAUGCCAUUGAUCACUGUGCUAUGCCCAGAAUUGUGGCCGUGCAUUCCAUUGUAACAAACGACGAAAGCUUGAAAGAACAAGAAAGCGACUUGUUUUCCUUGAACGAUAAAAAAUACUGGAAGGAUCUCCUGCGCAAGCUGACCUCUGAUGUAGAUGACAGUGACGAGUCGAAAACCUUUAAGACUACUCAAGCAAACAGCCCUGAAAUGAAUAAAGUUGACGAUCCAAAAGACAUUGAGUAUCAGCAGGACAAUGAUUCUACUAUGGAACAGGAAAACGAAAGCAAACCGAAUGAGUUAAACAAGGUUAAUAAAUGGACUCUUUGGAAAUAUCUUUCUACGCCAUCGAAAGACCUAACAAUAGAGAUAAAAUGCCCAUCAACAGACUGCGACGAAAUUUGUGAUGCAAAGAAGAAAACCCAGCCAGUUCGUAGAAAACUAACAGUGCGAGAACUGAGCGAUAAAAUUUUGUAUACUCGAGAGAGAAUAAAGAAAGAGGAAAUUCCCUGGAAAAAGAAACUUCUUGUCAGUCUGGAAGCCACAUUUAUCAAACGACUAAGAAAAACAGAAAAGGAAACAGGAGAAAAAGCUGACAAUUUUAUCCUGAAGCAAAACGAGGAUGACGAUGACAGCAAAGAAACUGGGGAAAGAAAGAAGUGUAACAAACAAGGGAAAAAGAGGAAAACUGUAGCUAAAAGCUAAUUAAAAAUUAAACGCUAGUUUCACUUGAUUUUGGCCUACUCGAGGAAGACUGUUCAUCAACAGAGUAAGAUCUUUGUUGAGCAUUUGCUUCAUAUUACUCGAACACAGUUUCGCGAGGCGUAAUAGCCAAGCGUUUGGUACAGGGGGCUAAAUUACAAACACCGGUUUGUAAACAAGUCAUAUUGACUGACCAGUCGAGAAGUUCGGGCUGCGGCUGGUUCAAAGGCUCGAUGCCCUUCAGGUAGAGCCUCUUUUUCUCCCUUUCAAUCAAGGUAACGAUAAAAGGAGCCUCUGGUCCUGCACAGGGUGGCAAAUAAAGUACUUAUUUAUUUUGAAGAAGGUUUUGUGCAACGUCGUCUAAGAGCAUUUCUCGCCUCUAUUUUGAAUGUCGAGUCGCUCGGUAUCAAUUUUCCUGCUUCCUGAGAUUGUGUGAAAGGUUUUAAGAAAGAUUGUUUUACUUUUUCUCAAAAUUAGUUUAACUUAUUAUAAGAGUAGCAUUGUUAAGAGAAAUGCGAGCGAUAAGGAUCACAUUUACCCUGUGAGGUUUUUAAUUGACGUAUAUUUUAACUACAGUUUAUCGCAAGCAACUCGAUUUUAAAUCCGUGAAUCAGUACCCAUUUUUUAUCGUCUUUGUACGCUAAGUACCAGAAAUAGUUGUUGUUGUUGUUGUUGUUGUUGUUAAUAUUGUGAGUUACAGCUGUAAGAUAACUGGCCAGUGGCUG
This is a messenger RNA of Porites lobata, 12099 nucleotides long. NCBI's taxonomy places the organism in Eukaryota, Metazoa, Cnidaria, Anthozoa, Scleractinia, Poritidae. The record is from the annotation of a GenBank genome assembly.